Molecule: messenger RNA, 1143 nt
Organism: Besnoitia besnoiti
Lineage: Eukaryota; Apicomplexa; Conoidasida; Eucoccidiorida; Sarcocystidae
Exons: 1
Coding region: 1-1143 (380 amino acids)
Source: RefSeq, a predicted model, not a curated record
AUGAGGUCGGUAUUCUUCUUUGGAACGUUUCUCAUGGGCUUACGCGCCACCAGUGCUAGUUCUGCGCUUGAUGGCAGUGCCGCUGGGUCAGAGGGUGACCUGCAGAGGCUCCAAGCGAGUGCUGAUUUGAAUGAUAUUCAACCUGAAAGUUCAGAUGCGCUCGAAAAAUUGCAGGAAGCCCAGCGUGCAUCUCAGGCUUUUGCUCAUCGGAACCUGCCAGGAAGCCAUAUUGGCAACGGCGUUAUCCCGUAUGAUGGCAACGCUAAUGAAGAUUCAUAUGGAGGUGACGAUGUUUCUGCAGGCCGCGCCCUAGGAAAGAGGUCUGAUUUCCUGGCUCCCUCGCCCGCUGCAAAGAAAGUCAUUGUUCAGGUUCCGGAGAAGAAAGCCACUCCGGUGACAGUCUACCGCAAGUUGCAAGAAGGGUCCGAUGAUGAGAAACACGAGCAAUCAGAGAACGACCAUCAGGGAGGGUCCUCGGAAGAUUUGGAUCGAGAGGGCGCGGACGAUAAUCGCGAAGCGUCAGAUGAAGAGGAUCUGUUAGAUGCUCUCAGGCGGGACAACCCUGAAGCCAGCGAGGACCAGGGGACUGUGAAUGAAGACGCCGGCAGCGAAGACACUCAAAGUGCACUACUUGAGGGUGACGAUCCGGAACGGGAGGCGGAAAACGAAGAAGAGAAUGCCUUAUUAGCAAUUAUUGAAAUUGAAACAGACCUCGAAGUGCCAGACGAGGUUCUAGACGAAAGUGAAUCUGAGGAUGAUCGAAGACUGGGCAAGAAAUCGUACUACUAUGCUCCGCCAAAGAAAGCCCUGCCGCCUCCCAAGAGAGUCGCCGUAGCCCCCAAAAAGGCUCUUCCAGUGAAGGCUCCACCAAAGAAGGUUCACGAAAAAAAAGUUGUUCCGACCCCACAAAAAGCCGUCCUACCUGCUAAAAAAGCGAUUCCGGUGCAGAAGAAGGCGCCCCCGCCCAAGAAGGUCUAUGCGCCCCCGCCCAAGAAGGUCUAUGCGCCCCCGCCCAAGAAGGUCUAUGCGCCCCCGCCCAAGAAGGUCUAUGCGCCCCCGCCCAAGAAGGUCUAUGCCCCGCCUCCGAAGAAAGUCUAUGCCCCCAAAAAGUACGUUCCAGUGUCGAAAAAGGGUGGAUAUUAA